UCUGUUCAAGAACUCCGGCCUCCUCGUUCUACGCAUAUCAGAUUGAAUGUGUGUCCUGGAAUUAUAAUCAUGCAUUUGCCGGACCUUUCAAAUCGUAGUUCCGAUGUCCGGCUUCACAAUUUGUACUCUUCCGUUCGUAACAUGAUCUCGCUGUAUGCCAACUUGUAUAAGAAUGGAGCUGAUGAGCCGAGUGUCGUGUCUUCACUCACUCUUCAAAUCAUCCAAGUGAAUAUCUAAUAUCCAUCGAACGCCAUGGCAGCUCCAUUCCCAUCUCCAACAUCGACAUGGCACUCGAAUACCUACCCGACCUUAUCCCCAACCCGUCCCGAGCUCUCUGCCAAGGGCAAGACCGUUCUGAUCACCGGGGGAGGUACUGGAAUCGGUGCAGAAACCGCCGUAUACUUUUCAGAGGCCGGUGCAUCUCGGCUUGCUCUUUUGGGCCGCCGAGAGCAGCCUCUGAUGGACACCAAGGCCUCUCUUAAGCAAAAGUUCCCCCACGUCGAAGUCUUCAUUGCUCCCACGGACAUCACAAACAAGAAAGAAGUGGACAAAGCCUUUGAAACUUUCCUCGGGAAUGGCAAGCUUCAUGUCUUGGUCAGCAAUGCGGCAACCAUCGGGCCUCAGGACAGUGUGGAAGAUGUGGAGAGCGAAGCCUUUAUGGAAACUAUUCACCAGAACGUGAAAGGAUCGCUUCUCAUCGCCCAGGCUUUCCUUCGAUACGCUGCCUCAGAUGCAGUCGCUAUCGAGACCAAUUCAUCGGCGGCACAUGUGAACUUCGGCUCCAAAUUUGCUGCCUAUACCAUUGCCAAAUUGGCAGUAUACCGACUCUGGGAUUCCCUGGCUUCUGCGAACCCGAAUCUCAGCAUCUUCCAUGUCCAGCCCGGUGUAGUGGACACUGCAAUGAACAAAGAGGCAGGAGGGGUUGCGGCUCUGGGUAUAGAAGAUCACGGUAAGUAAAAAGGUGCUCAUUGAAGGGGGUAUCAAUGCUGACUUCA
Penicillium brasilianum is the source of this 995-nucleotide messenger RNA. NCBI's taxonomy places the organism in Eukaryota, Fungi, Ascomycota, Eurotiomycetes, Eurotiales, Aspergillaceae. The record is from the annotation of a GenBank genome assembly.